UUCUGAAAUUAUUAUUUUUCAAAAAUUGUAGUCCUCCCUAGUCACCCACUCCUUGCUCAGCCAGUAACACCACCAUUUCUUCUUUCUCUUCUUCUUUUCUUCUUAUAAUCUAAAAAUCUAAUUUAAUCUUCACGUUUUUCAUUCUUCAAAAUUCCCUUUUCCUCAAAAUCCAAAACCCUAGCUACUCCAAUCACCACUUCAAUUCCCUUUCCCUUCACCUCGUAGGGUUUCUCUCACCUUCCACGAUCUCUGAUUCAGGUGGUGGACAAAAACGACGUCGAUUUGCGACGAUGAGCUCGCAGAAGAAGAGGACUUUUCAGAUAGAAGCGUUCAAGCACCGCGUGGUGGUGGAUCCUAAGUACGCUGAGAAGACCUGGAAGGUUCUGGAACAUGCAAUCCACGAAAUAUAUAACCAUAAUGCUAGUGGCCUUAGCUUCGAAGAGCUCUAUAGGAAUGCAUACAAUAUGGUUUUACACAAAUUUGGGGAGAAACUUUACUCAGGACUUGUGACGACCAUGACUUCUCAUCUUAAAGAAAUUUCUCAGUCAAUUGAAUCUGCCCAAGGAGAAAUUUUCUUGGAAGAGCUUAACCGGAAGUGGAUCGAUCAUAACAAGGCUUUGCAAAUGAUCCGAGACAUAUUGAUGUACAUGGACAGAACUUUCAUACCAAGCAGCCAUAAAACUCCUGUUCAUGAACUUGGGUUGAAUCUGUGGAGGGAUGUUGUGAUCCACUCCAGCAAAACUCAAGCUAGGCUUAGAGAUACACUUCUUGAGCUUGUGCUCAGAGAGAGGAAUGGUGAAGUAAUAAACAGAGGCUUGAUGAGAAACAUAAUAAAAAUGCUAAUGGAUUUGGGUUUGUCUGUUUACCAAGAGGACUUUGAGAAGCAUUUUCUUAGUGUUUCAGCAAAUUUUUACUGUCUUGAAUCCCAGAAGUUCAUUGAAACAUGUGAUUGUGGGGAUUAUCUGAAGAAGGCUGAGAGACGCUAGAUGAUUGACAGUCAUAUGCACACGCUAGUACAUAUGGAGAACUCAGGCCUAGUUAAUAUGCUUGUGGAUGACAAAUAUGAGGACUUGGGAAGAAUGUAUAGUCUAUUUCGUAGAGUGCCUACUGGGCUUACAGUUGUUAAAGACGUGAUGACUGCUUUUGUACGGGAUACAGGUAAGCAGCUAGUCAUGGAUCCUGAAAGGUUGAGAGAUCCUGUGGACUUUGUACAGCGUCUCUUGGAUUUGAAGGAUAAGUAUGAUAAGAUUAUUAACAUGUCAUUUACCAACGACAAGACAUUCCAGAAUGCCUUGAAUUCCUCUUUUGAACAUUUCAUCAAUUUGAAUGCUCGGUCUCCAGAGUUCAUUUCCUUGUUUGUGGAUGACAAACUCCGCAGAGGGUUGAAAGGAGUUGGUGAGGAGGAUGUGGAGAUUGUAUUGGACAAAGUAAUGAUGCUAUUCCGUUACCUUCAAGAAAAGGAUGUGUUUGAAAAGUAUUACAAGCAACACUUGGCAAAAAGGCUUCUUUCUGGAAAGACCAUAUCCGAUGAUGCAGAGAGGAGUUUGAUUGUCAAGCUCAAAACAGAGUGUGGAUAUCAGUUCACUUCUAAGUUGGAGGGUAUGUUUACUGACAUGAAGACUUCCUAUGAUACAAUGCAAGGUUUCUAUGCAUCCCAAUCUGAUGUGGGAGAUAGCCCUUCUCUAGUUGUACACGUGCUUACGACAGGUUCAUGGCCAACUCAACCUAGCCCUCAGUGUAAUCUUCCAUCAGAACUCUUGGGCGUAUGUGAGAAGUUUCGGGCUUAUUAUCUUGGCACACACAAUGGUAGAAGACUGUCUUGGCAAACAAAUAUGGGGACUGCUGAUUUAAAGGCAACAUUUGGUAAGGGCCAGAAGCACGAGCUUAAUGUUUCCACAUACCAGAUGUGCGUACUGAUGCUUUUUAACAAUGCUGAUCGGUUGACUUGUAAGGAGAUUGAGCAAGCAACGGGGAUACCCUUACUGGACCUGAAGAGGUGCCUUCAGUCUCUGGCCUGUGUCAAAGGAAAGAAUGUUCUUCGAAAAGAGCCCAUGAGCAAGGACAUAGCUGAGGAUGAUACAUUCUUCUUCAAUGACAAAUUCACAAGCAAGUUCUUCAAGGUAAAGAUAGGUACUGUUGUUGCCCAGAGGGAGUCUGAACCUGAAAAUCUUGAAACUAGGCAAAGGGUGGAAGAAGACAGAAAACCGCAGAUUGAGGCGGCAAUUGUGAGGAUAAUGAAAUCCAGGAGGACCCUAGAUCACAACAACAUCGUCGCCGAGGUCACAAAGCAGCUGCAGUCAAGAUUUUUGCCUAAUCCAGUUGUUAUUAAAAAACGGAUUGAAUCCCUUAUAGAGCGUGAGUUUUUGGAGAGGGACAGAGUGGACAGAAAACUGUACCGCUACCUUGCUUGAACAAUGUGUUACUGUCUUCCACUGCCAAAUUCAUUUUGGCGUGCAACCUAUGUGACAUUUUGUCUGUCAUAUAAGCUUGAAUGC
Molecule: messenger RNA, 2495 nt
Organism: Arachis ipaensis
Lineage: Eukaryota; Viridiplantae; Streptophyta; Magnoliopsida; Fabales; Fabaceae
Product: cullin-3B-like
Biological process (GO): ubiquitin-dependent protein catabolic process
Molecular function (GO): ubiquitin protein ligase binding
Source: RefSeq, a predicted model, not a curated record